AUGCACGAAAACUACCGCCCAGACUCGACCGAUUCCGGCGUCCUGGACUUGUCCAAACGUCGCGAUUCUGUCGAAACUCGCCGAACUCCGUCACCGUACAACAGCUUCAGCGAAAACGGAUCGCCUCCGUUCCAGAACUCCUCCCCGAUCAACUCAACUAACGCACUUCUGAUGAACUAUCACGCCAUGCAGCAGCGUCACCACCGAGAACUGUCCCCGAAGGCAGCUAUGCCCUACGAAUCCCCAAACCACCUGGACCUGAGACAUCCGGCGAUGCCAAUGGGAUUCCUUCCAGCUCAAGGAUUUCCGCUGAUCCCCAAACAGGAAAACCAUCCAGUGCAUCGUCCGGAGAUUGCUUCCUAUCUGCUUCAAUCCGGUGCCAUUCCGCCCCAGCACCAGUUCCCUCACAGCAGUCCCAUUCAUCCGGCCCGUGAAUCCGACUCGCUGUCCGAAUCCGGUUCCGAAGGACAACUCAUCGGAUCCACCAUGAAACUACCUCAGCUCAAAAUUCCCAGUGAAACCAGCUCCAACACUUCCGGUGGAACCUACCCGAUGGUCGUUGGCCGCGACGGAAAACUCGCCCGACCCUUCAAAGCCUACCCCCGCGAUCCGCUAAGCCUCGCUACCGGCUUCAUGUCCAGCGGCUCCAUCCUGGACGCCAACUCCGCCGAAAAGUACAACAUGUUCCGCAAGCGGAUGCUGGAGCAGAUUCACGCGGCCAACGGCGGUCAACCGACCGUGUCGAACCCGAAAAUGCGACGCCUCAACAAAUCCCUCAGCGACGCGUCCGAAACGGAAAGCGUCCCCGAACGGACCUCCGAAUCCAUCGAGCACCAAUCCCACCAAUCAAAUCAACCCAGUGACAACACGCCCACCGAAUGCAGCAGCAGCAAGCCAUGCCAGGAAGACGCAAGUGGCGCAAGCAAUGGCGGCGGCGAACGAGGAAUGGUGAAAGACUCCGCCUACUACGAGCGGCGCAAGAAGAAUAAUGCGGCGGCGAAAAAGAGCCGCGACCGGCGUCGGAUCAAGGAAGAUGAAAUCGCGAUUCGGGCGGCGUUUUUGGAGCGGGAAAAUAUCGAGCUGAAAUUUGAGCUGGCCGCGGCACGGAAGCAACUGGCGUUGUACGGGGUUGCGGGCGCGGGAUCGCCUUGA
Molecule: messenger RNA, 1152 nt
Organism: Culex quinquefasciatus (southern house mosquito)
Lineage: Eukaryota; Metazoa; Arthropoda; Insecta; Diptera; Culicidae
Gene: gt
Product: protein giant
Exons: 1
Coding region: 1-1152 (383 amino acids)
Biological process (GO): regulation of transcription by RNA polymerase II
Cellular component (GO): nucleus
Molecular function (GO): DNA-binding transcription factor activity, RNA polymerase II-specific; RNA polymerase II cis-regulatory region sequence-specific DNA binding
Source: RefSeq, a predicted model, not a curated record